This is a messenger RNA of Cryptococcus deneoformans JEC21, 2142 nucleotides long. RefSeq names its product dityrosine transporter, putative. Gene Ontology annotation, molecular function: transmembrane transporter activity. The record is from RefSeq and is a predicted model, not a curated record. The transcript has 11 exons. The coding region runs from base 122 to 2029 and encodes 635 amino acids. NCBI's taxonomy places the organism in Eukaryota, Fungi, Basidiomycota, Tremellomycetes, Tremellales, Cryptococcaceae. Gene Ontology annotation, biological process: transmembrane transport.
GACGACCCUAUAACUGCAUCAUUUCCUGGACUGCUGUAGGGCAAUAAUUUUUUCCUGCAACUGAAUCGGCUGCUGCCAGCAUAUAGAAAUCGAACCAUAAAAACACAUACCAGCCUGUCGUAUGGCGGUGGAUAACAUGAAGACAGCCAGCAGCUCUAGCUCGACACCCAUGGAGCUAUCGACACCAUCAGUCACCUUGACACACGAUAGGAUGGAGGAACAAAAUAGCUCAUCCGAAACUCUUGGUCCUGAUUCUAGCCCCUCAAUAUCAUGUUCAAAUAUGGAAGAAAUUGCAUUGGACAAGAAGAAUCUUCGUGGAAAACCACCGGAUAAAGAAGGAGAUGGCAGUUGUGCGAAGUUUUUGGUGGAUACUCCGCAAAGCGACAAAGAAGGGGUUUCAGAAGUCGAGACGAUUGAUGGAAGACCAAAAGAUGUAUAUGAUCGCUUUUCCAAGAGACAGAAGAACGUUAUCGUUGCGGUUAUAUCAUACUCCGCUUUCAUUGCUCCCAUGACCUCAUCUAUCUUCCUUCCUUCAAUACCGACGAUGGCUGUCGACCUACAUUCCUCAGCUGAGGUCAUCAACUAUACUGUCGCGAUAUUUUUGGUCACUAUCGGUGUUGCCAGUGUCUUUUGGUCUCCUUACUCUGGAUUUUACGGACGAAGACCGGUGUAUCUGGCUAGUAUGCCGAUCAUGGUAAUAGCUAGCAUAGGAGUCGCUCAAUCGAAGAACAUCGGGGCUAUCAUUGGCACCCGUAUCUUGCAGGGUAUAGGAAGCUCCUGUGUGCUCAGUGUAGGGGCGGGAACCAUUGGAGAUAUCUUCAGACCUACUGAAAGAAGUCGAGGUAUGGCGACUUACUAUAUGGGUGUCCUUAUCGGGCCUGCCUUGAGUCCAAUACUAGGCGGGAUCUUUACCGAGUAUACUUCACAAACUUGGCGUAGUGCCCAAUACUUUCUGGCUGGGUGUGGUGCGUUAUCGGUUGUCCUCACCUUUUUCUUUCUGCCUGAGACAUUCCACCCGCCUACCGUGCACGAGCGUCUGAAAAAGGAGAGAGGGAAGAAGUUUGUGAUGUAUUGGGUGAAUCCUUUCAGGUCAGUGAUGCUGUUGAGAUGGCCAAACAUAGCGAUGGCUUGUUUUAUCUCAAGUUGCGUAAUGCUUGAUACCUACUGUGUCAUUGUUCCACUCUCUGCUGUUUUCAAAGAUAGAUAUAACAUCCACAACACUGCUAUUGCAGGUUGCUUAUUCCUCGUGAAUGGUGCAGGUAACAUCAUCUCGAGUAGGAUUGCCGGACCAUAUGCCGACCGCAUUGUGAAGAAGUACAUGGGAAAACGAGGAUACAGAAGGCCAGAGGACAGACUGAAGGCUAGCUUCUGGGGCACUCUGAUUCUGAUGCCAAUAUCGGUCUUGAUAUACGGGUGGUUGCUGAAGUUUGGCAAAGGAGGAAUGGCUCCACCUUUAAUCAUGGUGUUCCUCAACGGCAUCUCUUUAAUGCUCUGCCUUACGCCUCUCAAUACUUAUUUGGUAGACUGUAUGCAGUCGCGAAGUGCUGAGGUCGUGGCUAUAAACAAUUGUAUUCGAUACAUCUUUUCGGCGGCCGCCUCUGCUUUCGUCCUUCCACUAGCCAACGCGAUCGGUUGGGGCUGGACCAUGACAAUGUGCGCUUUCGUUAGCUGGCUGGCAGCCGGAUCAUUGUUUAUUCUGUGUCGUUACGGAGAACGCUGGCGGGAAGCCGCAAAUAUCCGUUAUGGCAUCACCGAAGUCGAAGCUCAAGAAGAGCGCGUUGACGGGGGCAAAGAUGAAGAAGCUGCUGUUGUUGAGAAUAAUACAAUCGAAGACAGGAGGGCCUCCGAUGGAUACGGGGAAUACCUUGAAGGACCGGUACCGAUGGAGAAAAACUUUUCUAGGACAAAGUCAAGAACAAAGACCGUGGAUAGGCAAAUUAGUAGAAAAGAGGGCGAAUUGCCUCUUGUGGAAGAAGUGUUGAAGAGACAAGUGUCUUUUUCUGGCCCUUCAAUCCAUGGCGGGGGUUAAUUUUAUGCUGAUUCUUUUGACGAAGGAAUUAUUGGGCAAGAAUCAAAGAGUAUGAUAAUUUACAAAAUAUAUAAUGAUGGCCAUUGUAUGCAAAUAACCAAUAUAGUGUCUCG